Messenger RNA from Malaya genurostris, 1901 nucleotides. It is a transcript of the gene hbn, whose product is annotated as retinal homeobox protein Rax. Gene Ontology annotation, biological process: regulation of transcription by RNA polymerase II. Gene Ontology annotation, molecular function: RNA polymerase II transcription regulatory region sequence-specific DNA binding; DNA-binding transcription factor activity, RNA polymerase II-specific. The transcript has 5 exons. The record is from RefSeq and is a predicted model, not a curated record. Lineage: Eukaryota; Metazoa; Arthropoda; Insecta; Diptera; Culicidae. The coding region runs from base 253 to 1215 and encodes 320 amino acids.
UGACAUUAGACGGUAGUGGUUCGCUGGGAGCAUAAUUAUUCGGUGAUUGAUAGGUGGGUGCAUGAAAGUGAAUUAAUUGAUGGGUACAUAGUGAAACGUUUUAUUUGGACUGUUGUGGUUAGUGAGCGCGAGAAUUGUCCUCCAGUGAAAAAGUGGUGUUGUGAUAGCUAUAUCGGACCAACUAAGAACAACAGUUAGUAGCAAAUUAAGGAUUUUGUGACCGCAAGUGUAACUUGGAUACCACCAACAGCGAUGAUGUCAAGCGCAUUGCAUAGCGAUCAUAUCCUGCGGCCCCCGCAGGAAAGUGCAAUUUCGAAACCGCGAGCCGUCUACAGCAUCGAUCAAAUUUUGGGGAAUCAUAACCACCAUCAUCUAAGGACUACCAACAAUAACAUCAUCAGUAUCAAUAAAAACGAUCACGACAAUUCCCUGAAGCGCGAGAACUCACCGGUGGAAUCGCAUGAAAAUGGCGUCGAUGUGGACAACGAUGACGAGCUGCCCAUCAUGGGUGAACUGGACGGGAUGGACGGGGACCCGAAUGAUAUGGGUCGGCCGAGAAAGAUUCGACGAUCUCGUACCACGUUUACUACCUUCCAACUGCAUCAGCUGGAGCGAGCCUUCGAGAAGACACAAUAUCCGGAUGUGUUUACCCGGGAGGAACUGGCCAUGCGGCUGGAUCUGAGUGAAGCGAGAGUUCAGGUAUGGUUCCAAAACCGUCGUGCAAAGUGGCGCAAACGAGAAAAAGCCAUGGGUAGAGACACAUCUGCUUUUCUACACCACGACCAAGGAAUGCCUGAAUUUCCGCUGGGACUCCCGCUGCCGCACCAAUUGACCCACCCGAGUCUACCGCCGACCGAGUUCUGGUCGGCUAACUUUGGUCUGCAUCCAACGCUGCUUCCGGGCUCCGGUCAUCCGUUGAUUCACCCGAACAUGAUGCCGAACUACAAAAUCCCGCACUUCCACUCGCUGCUGUCGCAGUACAUGGGACUCAACACGUUGUUCGGGGCGGCUGCAUAUCCCCAGAACCUAAGCAUAAACACCCGACUGAGUCCACCCAACAGUCCGAAGGAGAGCCCGAACGGUGGUGGACCCGUUGGAAUCAGUAACACCAGCAGCAGUAGCAACAGCAGUAGCAGCUCCAGCAGUACUAGCAGCAAUGUCAGUGUUGGCAGCAACAGCAUCAACACGAGCAAGGAAAGCCUGGCGGAGAAGUAAGCCGCUUCGGUUGGAUUGGCGAGUGAGGAUGUCGAGAUGCAAUAUUUAUUGUUAAUUUAUUGAGUUGAGGCAGAAGCGUGUGAAUUUUGAAUGUUUGUAGGUACUUACCUUUCAGUAGUCUUCUCUCGCGGGUUACGAUCGAAGUUUGAGGGUUUGGGAGGAAAAAAACGAUGUGCAGCGCGUUGAAAAACCAGUGUCUCCAGUUUGUUUUGAUUGCGAUUCGAAUGGAAAAUCGUUUGACAUAAGUAAGCUUCGAAACACCGGACUAUUCUAGUCGGCGUUAGUAGAUAUGAGUCAGUGCUGUAAGGUUUUUUCUCCCAGUUCAGCAAACAAAAGUACGUUGAAUUGCAUUAAAUUCUUUCCUCUUAUUCGAUUUGUCCAUCGGGUGAGAAAGGUGGCUGCUAUUCGGAAAGCUCAUUGGUUUCCGCGCGGUGUUGUUUGAAGUGUAAGAGAACAUUCACGAAACGUCAGAAUGAAAAAAAAACAGUUAACCAAAUUACCAUUGGUGUACGUAAUCAAAUCGUCAAGGUCGACCGGAAUCGGCCCUCGGAGAGCAGCUCAACACAAACAAGCCUUGAGCUCUUGAUUCGAACCGUAGAACAAAGAAUAUUAUCAUAGUCAUGCUUUUAUUUGUAUAUUGUUCUAAGCUGGAAUGAAAUUGUAAAUAGCGAAUAAUUUAACUCAAA